Molecule: messenger RNA, 11457 nt
Organism: Astrephomene gubernaculifera
Lineage: Eukaryota; Viridiplantae; Chlorophyta; Chlorophyceae; Chlamydomonadales; Astrephomenaceae
Source: the annotation of a GenBank genome assembly
CUCCGCCCCGUUGCGGAACACCGCGGAACCAGUCGCUGGGUCGUUUGCCGUGACCCGUGGGUCAGGACUCUCCCUUGAUGGCCAAUCACCACGGCUUGGUCCCUCGAGAACGUCCUCGCUGCGUCGUAGCCGGCUGCCCGACACCGUUGGCGGCCAUGAUGGUAACAUCGCUAAUCUGUUUGACAACGUUGUCGUACACGCCUUGCUGGAUGUGUCCCUGCAGCACGUUUCCGUCUACGCCGCGCGUCGAGCGAUUCUAGAGUUGUUGGAGCUAACGCGCGAGACGGAAGAGCACUGGAGCCAUGUCACACGCGUCGUCAGCUUUCGCCAGCACGCCUCGGAUAGCUCGGGAUCCGAAUCAGACGACGACGCGGAUGGAAUCGGCGCAGCAGCAGCGGCAGAUGAUCUGGACGGUUUCGGGGCGGCGUUUUUGGACCCGCAGGUGUUGCGGCUCAUGGGGCCGAAUGGAAUGGCGGCGGCGGUUGCGGCAACCUCCACAGGAAUGACGGGACUGCCGAGGACUGCAUCUGCCGGUGUGGGUGAUUUGGCGGGCGGUCGAGCGGCCGCGGCGGGCCGUUCUUCGGUGGAAUGGCGCCCCGUUGGCGGCGACGGCGGUGUCCCGAAACCCGCCGACGAAGCUCGAGGUGGCGGCAGGUGCCCAGCGAUGUUGUAUCACUACCAUCAGUAUCACUACUACCACCACAACCACCACAACCAUCAGCAGCAUUAUCACCAGCACCACCACCACCAUCGGGCGACUGCUGCCGGCGGGAGGGCUCGACGUGAGGGCACCACGGCGACGGCCGGCACGGGCCUGGCAGAUGACGUGGGCAAAGCACUGCCGGCGUGGCUGCCGCUGUGCUGUCUAACGCUGCGGGUUGCGAAGGCGGCGGCUGUGCUUUACACCGACGUGCAGGGCUAUGACUUGCCGCUCUUCGAAGCCGCAAUCUCACCUCUCGAAGUACAACUCAAGCUCAACGCGCUCGGAGAUGCAGCCGGUGCUGCUGACGACGCAACAGGCGACAGCACCGCUGCUGGAUCUGAUGCUGCAGAGGCUGCUUCGGGCCCGACGACCCGCAGGGAGCGAGGCCACAGUCCGGCCUCGGCGCCAUCCGUUGCCGCCGCCGCGGCGGCGGCAGGCGCUGCCGCGGCGCCACCUGCCUACGCGCGGCACCUCUUCCCGCCCGACAAAGGCCCAGCCGGUCCCGCAUCCGCCCCAGCAGGCGCAUGCGACAACGUCCCGACAGCAACAGCUGAUCCGGGAAUGAUGACAACACCGUUUGCGCGGCUGUCCGCCGCCACGACGCUCAGCAUGCCCAACCGGCAACAUCGUGUGGUGGGUGCUGUCGCCGCGGCGGGAGCUGCGACGGCGACGGCGGCACAGGCACGUGCGCUGGCGGCUGGCGGCGGCGGCGGCGGCAACGGAAGCACCGCGGCGACGCCGUUGCCGGUGUGUUCCAUGCAGGUCGUGUUGGAUGCGACGGUGAUGUUGGACGUUUACAACCUGGAGAAGCUGGGUUGGGAGCCCGUGGUAGAGCCUUGGGCGGUGCAGGCGCUGUACAUUGGCCGCCAGCUAGCUGCGGCGUCCUCCACCAUGCUCCCCGCCGCCGCUUCCUCGCCGCCAGGCGCCCUCACCUCAACACCCUUGGCGCCUAACCCGCCGCGACACUCCCUCAGUCUCACCACCAACACCCUGCUGGAAGCCACCCUGUCGCCUGGCCUCAUCCCUGCUGCGCGAGCGGCCAUGCAGCUUGCAGACGAGCUUGAGCACGUGUUUGCCGUACGGCAGCAGCGACAGCAACAGCCCGCUGACGGCGGCGUCGCCGCCGCCGCUGCUGCUGCUGUGCCGCCGCCGCCAGUACCGAGUCAUGUGAGCAACGGUCAGUGGCCAUGGUUUGUCGUCGCACCGACGACGACGACGAUGUCUCCCAUGCCUAUGCCGACGCCAAGCACUGUCGCAGCGGCCGCCGCCGCCACCGCCAUGGCACCGGGCGGCCCAUCGCCUCCGUCCAUGCCUGAUCCUACCUGGCAUCCGCCUCCGCCUCCGCCUCAACAACCUCAACCAACACGCUCGGGGGCGUUACCACGCGUUUGGCUCCAGAACCGCCUUGGUCAGCCUGCGAGCUUCAUGACCCUCGGACUGUUGCCGCGCUCGCAUGCGGCCCAGCUGUUCAUGACGGCCAAAGCUGCUAACGGUGUUGCGGUGGAGGGCAGCGGCGUGGUGGCUAACGGUGCGCUGGUGGUUGUGGAUUCGGUUCAGUUGGCGCAACGGCAGUUUGUUGGGCGGCAUGUCUCCAAUCACCAACCGCCAACCGCUCUCGCUGAUGGCAACGAACCGUAUUACGGCUCGUUGUACGACGACACGUCGGCAUCGUCACCAUUCAGCAGCUCUGGCUUGACGUCACGCGGCAUCGGCUUGGGUUCUUACGACGGCGGCAGUCGCAGCGGCGGCGGGUUGUACUUCCGAUUCAACGACCACAACGGCAUUGUGUUAGGACCCGUGCCGUACAACGCCUCCGCCGGGUCUCGUUUCUACUUCCCGCUGCCGCUGGCCACCCCGCGACAUGUUGUCAUGCACCGCGGCACCCCAUGGGCCCCCGCGGCGGCGGCGGCUCCGGCGGAACUUCGAGUGGUGUGCGAAGUACGACCGCAUCAUCUUUGCAGUCGCCGUCUGGAUAUUCGUACGAAUGUACGACUGAGGAACGACAGCGGCUUGUGGCUUGCUGUUGGCGAUUGGGCGCUCCGGGAUGCGUCUGCUCCGAAUGCGGGCGGCAACGCUGCAUGGAGCGAUGUUGAGACUCAAGGUGCCCGUAACUCGGUUAUGCUGCAUACACUUGCUCCCGGCGGUGCUGUCUGGAUGUCAAGCGGGCUGCUUCAAAACAUGCCGGCGGUCCUAACCGUACGAACGGCGGUAGCACGUGGUGGCGACGGCGGUACGGCAGUUAGGUCGUACAGCGUGGGGUACGGCGGCGGCGGCGUUGGCGGCGACAUGACGGAUAUGGCUACCGGCAAGGUGGUUGACGAAGGCAACGGUAGCGGUAACGGCUACAGCGGUGGCGGCGGCGGUGGCGGUUGCGAGCAUGCCGCCAUGUCCUUUAGUGCGUUCUACGAACAGCAUCAGCAACAACAACAGCCGUACUCGCAGCCUCAUUCGCCGCAGCUUUGGAGUGAAUGGAGCAUUCCGCUGGACCUGACGUCGAUGCUUUCCGACGCCGUCGCCCUGCAACAACAUGCCGCGGCCGACGGCUCGGCCGACGGCGGCAGCGCUGCCUCUGCCGCUUCCCUCGGCGUCGUACGGCGGUUAUACUGCGUGUUGCCUCAGCCAUCUGAAGGCAGCGCUGGCGGCGGCGUCGGCGGUGACGUCCCUGGCGCCUGUCACCUGAUCGCCCACCUAGCACCGGUGGGCUACAACAGCAGCGCCGCUGCCGACGGCGGGACAUGGGAAAGGCCGGAGUGGGAACUCACGCUAAUGGCGCCUGUGGUGGUCCGCAACGAUCUGCCGGUUCCCGCACGCUUCUCCCUGCAGGCUUACAGCGGCUUGGGUGGCGCCGCUGCCGCCGCCGUCGCCGUCAGCGCGAGCUCCGCCCCGGAGUUGCGCGAGUCCUUGAACGCGCUGUCUUCCGUACAUCUGCACGCCUUCCCAGCCCACCGCCUGGUUGGUGUCUCAUGCAGACCCGUGGGUUACGCUUGGAGUUCGGCCCUGAUGGUGUACGGCAUGCAGUACGCCGGCGGCGGCGGCGGCAGCGACGGCGACGAUCCCGAGUUUGAGCCGUUACAUCCAGGGCUUGAGCAAGCGUCGACGGGUGGAGCAUGGGCAAGCAGCGGCAGCGUGCACGGCAGCAGCAGCGGCGGCCGAGGUGUGCUAGUGCCGUACUGCGAGGCGGCGGUAGCGGUGCGUGCCACGCAGCCAGGGCUGCAAGACCUGCUGCUGAUGCUGCGUACAUGGCGGCACCGACCCACGGGUCAGGUACGCUUGGAGUUGAGCUGCCCAGUCUGGAUCUACAACUGUCUGGGCCUGCCGGUGCAGCUACGACCUACUGCUCGUCUGCGCGCCGCCGACAUGGAUAAUGGUGGCGGCAACGGCGGCGGCGCUGAAGACCUCGGUGGCGGCGCCGACAGCGGAGGAAGGCUCCUCGGCGACAGCACCUCCGCCACCUCCUGGGUGCCUCCCUGUCUGUCCCUGAGCGGCGCACCGACGCAUGCAGCGGCCGCUGGCCCUUGUACGUCACAGCUAGCGGCGCUGCAGGCCGCCGCUGGGUUGCUGUCCGCCGCCGCGGCACGUGCCCUCGAUCCGCAUGCGGCGCUGCUUGACGCUGCCAGCAGCAGCGGUGGCGGCGGCGGCGCCGCCGUCUCCGCUACGAUCCGUUCUAGCAGCAGCGUACGUUCGUAUCGUUCCCUGGGCGGCCAUACCGUGGCAUCGUCAGCACGCAGCGGUGGCUCAGGCCUUGGAGGCGGCGCCGCCGCCGCCGGCGGCGCGCUGGACGCGGGCGGACCCAGCGGCGGAGGUGGCGGCGCGUAUGGCGUUCACCUGGCGGGACUAGCGGAGCUGACGCCGCGGCUGAGUCCGCUGACGUCAUCGCCGCCGCCGCGGCAGCAGCAGCAGCAGCAAUACCCACAGCAGCAUUCGUCGCAGCGCCCCAGGGGGAUGUCCUACCAGCACCAACAGCCGCAGCAGCAGCAUCCGCCACAGGGGGUGCUGUCACGCCAUGCUAGCUUGGACUACUCCUCCAGUGCGGAUCCUUCCCUUAGGGCAGCUACCGGUGGUGGCGGCGGCGUCGCUACCUCGGGCGGUCCUUCGCAACGGCGCCGUUUGGGCAGCUUGAGCAGCCGAGCUGCUCCUGCCACACCUGCCCGAUCCGUCGCGACUGAUUUCCGCCCGGGCGGACAACGGCAUUGCCAUCAGCAGCAACAGCAACAGCCGUCCGUACCAUAUCACGUUGAGGCUGCUGCUGCCGCCGCUGGCGACGCCGCGUUUCACCACGCUGACGCCAGCGGUGGCGGCUGCCCCUCCACAUCCGCUGCCUCCGCGUCUGGCUUCGCCUUCGCCUCCGCCGCCUCGCAUCAUCCUCCCGCUCGCUCCGUAUCGCCCUUCAGCUCCGCCGGCGGUGGCUUUGCCGCCGCCACCGCCAGCGUCGGCGGCGGCGACAUCCCGGGCGGUCCCCCUUGCGGUCUGCAGCCUUGCAUGUACGGCAAUAUGCCGGUCGGAUUGGGUCAAAUGGAGCUGUCCGUGUGGCCUGGGAGCACCGGUGCAUGGUCGGGUCCCGUGUGGCCUGAUGUGGACGGUUCGCCGGUGCAUAUCGUGCUGCCAUGCCCGUUGCCGGACAACGACGGAGGGAUCUACAGCGGCGCCGGCGGCGGUGGUGGCGGCGGCGGCAACGCAGCGCCGUCGCCGUCGGGUGCGGCCGUUAGGGGCAUGCAUGGCAAGGGAGGCGGCGCCGGCGGCCGUCCUGCUUUCCAUGUGGUGGUUCGGUUGGCGCGUGUGGCGGUGGGGGCGGGUACGGCGGCUGACGUCAGCGUCGUACGAUCGGUCGCGCUGCACAUGCUGCCGCGCUAUGUGGUGCACAACGGCUUGUCGGCGGCUGUGCAGAUUCGCCAGCAGGGCACCUCCCACCCAGCCUCCCUGGCGCCCGGCGAGCGGCGGCCCGUGCACUGGGCGGACAUCGGGUUGCCCCUGCGGCUGCAGAUCCGGAUCCAGGAUCCAGGCUGGUCCUGGGCGGGUGGAGUGGCGCUGGAUUCGGUGGCUCCGGGAGACUUGUUCGUCAAGAUACGGCACCGCAACCGCGCCGAGACUCAGCUGGUGCGACUGGACGUGAGCCUGAGCGAGGCGGGCACCAAGCUGGUCAGCCUUAGCCACCACCACACCGACUUUGCGCCAUACAGGAUUGACAACUGCUCCGGCGAGGCGCUGCAUGUGCAGCAAGUGGGCUGUUUGGACCAGGAGGACGUCAUCCGGCCGUACGCUUGCCUGCCGUACACUUGGGACGAGCACACGGCACCGCAGCGGGUGCUGGUGUCGCUGCCGGGGAGGAGGCGGCUGGGAGAGUUUGAGCUGGAAAAGGUGGGCCACUCAGCUGAUGUUUCAGUCGUCGCGUCCCAAACCGGAGGUCGCGGUCGGAAGACCCUCCGCGUCACAGUCACCGCGGACGGCCCCACUCGAGUGCUGCGGGUCGUCGACACGACGGUGCACCCCACAGGCGCGUUUCCACCCCAACCGACCCGUGGGUCAUCAUCCGCCUCCUCCGGCGCCGCAACGUCUGCAUCCUCACCGCCGAAGCGACGCGGCCGCCCAUCCAGCGGCCAGGGUUACAACCCCCACGCACAAGGCACCGCACAGGCUCGCGGGGGUUCCUCUGUCACGAGUGGUGCGGCAACAGCUGCCGGCGCUGACGCUGCCGGCGGCGGCGGCGAGGAAUGGCAGAUCGAGGUAUCCGCAGCCGUGGCGGGUGUGGCAGUCAGUGUGGUUUCGGAGCGGGCGGAGGUGCUGUACGCGCUGUUGCAGGGACUGCAUGGAAGCCUGCUGGUGGGGCCUGCCAAGGUAGCGGCGACUGCAGCGCUUCAGCAUGUGCGGUGGGACAACUGCCUUCGCGGCGCGGUGUUCCCGAUCAUGGUCUACAGUCCCGUGGGUCGGUCCAUGUUCAACACGGCAGUGCUGCUGCCGGCACCGCCGCUGCCAGCGUCGGCGGCGACGGUCAGUGGCCGGUCGCCGUACGGUUCUGGAUCUGCCGGAGCCCUUGUUCGUCGCUCGGGAGCAGGAGGCAGUGGCGGUGGCGGCGUAUCCCAGAUGAGAGGCUCUAGUCCGGGAGAUGCGGGACAGAGCGGCGGCCGGGCCGGGGGGCCGGCGGCGCCGCCGCCGGCGCUGGCCGGUCGUCUGGUGGUGUGGCGGAAUCGGCCUGGCGGCGUUACAUGCGUUCAACAUGCAAGCCUGAGUACGGCACCGUUAGCGGUUAGUGUUGAGGAGACACACUUACGGGAGCUGUUAGGCCUGGCAUCACGUCUCGUGGCCGCGGCGACGGCGGCGACGGCGGCUGAUGAAGCCGACGACGACGGUGAAUGCGGUCUGCCGCCGACACGACUCGUCCCUGGUUGCAGCGGCGGCGGCGGUGUCCGCCAGUCGCUGACGAGUAAUGGCAUGAAGGACCUGUAUGGCAGCGCCGGAACUCGCCUGCCGUACGAACCUGACUUGACGCUGCUACGGCCCGCGUCGCCGUCCAGCCAGUGGGCGAGUGGCGGCGGCGGCAGCAGCGGCACCACCACCGAAGCCGGCGCCGUGCGAUGGGCCGCUGGCGGCGGCGGCGGCGGCGGCCGCCGCGCCGGGUCGUCAUGCUCGGCUAAUGAGCCGCGGCGGCAGCGACUGCCGCCAGUGCUACAGUCGCCUGCCACAGCGACCCCGUCGGAGCUACGUCGCGGCGGUGGCGGCGGCAGCCGAGCGCGGCAUGAGCUGUUCGGUGAGCCGCCGUCACUGACGCCGCAUGCGGGCGCAUCCGCUGAUGCGGAUGAUGACGACGGCGGCGCCGCAGCUCCGCCGCCGCCGCCUCGCAGCCGCCGGCUGUACAUUGAGGAGCUCCACAUCGGUGAAAUACGGAUCUCCGCAUCCUUCGCUCCAACACCGUACGGCGCCAGGUAUGCAGCCGCGUCGUCUUCCGCCGGCUGCGGCGUCGGCGGCCGCAGUGCCGGCGGCGGCGGCGACGGAACCACUGGCGGCGCCGCCCCCGCCGACGGCGGUAACGGCACCGCUGGUGGUGGCAGCGGUGGCGGCGGCGGACUGGUGGAUAGCGCCGUACGGCUGCUGGUGUCGCUGGCGCACCUGGAGGGCGCCUGGGUGGUGCUGAGGCCGCUGGAUAUGCGGUACACGCUGAUGCGGGAUGAAGCCCUGGUGCAGAACAUGCUGCGUCACUACAUGACCUCGGCGCUGCUGGAGCUGGUCAAGGUAGUGGGCUCGCUGGACAUAUUCGGCGACGUGGUGCGGCUGCUGCAGGCGCUGGGAGUGGGUGUAUGGCACCUCAUCAGCAUGCCGGUGGCGGGGGCGCUGCGCGGGGACGUGGUCAAGUUCGCGGCGGGGCUGGCGGGAGGCGUGGGCAGCAUGGUGCGCAACGUCACCUACGCCGCCAGCAACAGCGUGGUCAAGGCCAGCCGGCGGGCUCGUACGACACUGUCAGGCCUCACUCCGGAACCUGUACGGCAACCCACGGCUGUCGCUGGUGGUGGCGGCGGCAGUGCUGGCGGCGGCGGCAGCGGCGCUGCUGGGGCCGGCGGAGGUGGCGGCGCGCUUGGAGGUGCUGGCGGCGGGAGCCGCGGUGACGGCAUUAGCGGUGGCGGCGGUCAGGGUAUGCCGUACAAUCGGAGCAGUGGUGGCGGUGGCGGUGCUGGUGGUGCCGUCGUCGGAGGGCGCGGGGGAGCUGCCGGCGGACAGCGGGACCUGCUGCUGUCCACCUGGGAGGGCUACGCGGCCAUCCUUCAGCGUGUGGCCACCCAGGCCAGUCGGCUCAGCCCCCGGGGCACCGCUCGGGAGCUGCUGCUGGGAGGGUUGGGAGCAGUGGCCCUCCCCACCAUGGCAGUUCUACAGCUGGUGGAAGUGGCUGCCACCUCCCUGCGAGCCGCCGUGUCUCCCCACGCGCACGGCGCCUACGCAUACGGCCGCAGCGGCUACAGCAGCUAUGGCGCCAGCGGCAGCAGCAGUGGUGGUGGUGGUGGUGGUGGUGGUGGUGGUGGGUUUGUGCGGCCGCGUGUCCCCCGCUAUGUGGAUCCGGACGGAGCGCCGCUGCAGCGCUACUGCUGGCUGGAGUCGCUGUGUCGGCUGCUGCAGCGGGAGGUCCGGGGCGGGGCGUUUGCGGGGGAGGCGUACGUGGGUGGAGUGCAGAUCACGGAAUCCGCGUUCGCCGUCGUAACGCUGCGACACCUGCUGGUGUGCUGCUCGCGUCCCGGCUGCGGUGGCGGCUUGGGCAGCAGCAGCAGCGGCUCCUCCUCCUCCUCCUCGGUAGCUCACCCCUGCGAGCUGGCGUUGCGACUGGUGGUGCCUCUGGAGGGGCUGGUGCUGGCCUCGCUACACCUCUCACCACCGCCACACUACCAGCAGCAGGGGCAGCAAUUCCAGGCUCAAGGGGCAGGGGAGUUCAGACCGGUAGUGUCAAUCGCGCACAUGCGGCCGGACGCUCCACAGCAGCUGCAGCGGUCCGCACAUCAUCACCACAGCCAGAGCCGCCAUGGGUUUGGACAGGUAGGCGGAGGAGGAGGAGGGCUGCGGGUACGGCAGCAGCAGCAGCAGGGUCCUGCGGCAGCGAGUGGUACGACAGCAGCGGCGGCAGCAUCCACGCGCAUGCAGCAGCGGACGUCAGGUGGUGGUGAGGCUGGCGAUGGGGGGUGUGCUGCAGCUGCGGCCGGCAGCAGGGGGACCAGCAUGGGCAGUGGCGGCAGCUGCGGCGGCGGUGGUGGUAGCGGCGGCGCAGGAGGAGGAGCAGGAGGAGGCGGAGCUGCUUGCUCGCCUUCCACGCCGUCUCGCAGCAGCAGUAUUGGCGGAGGUGCCGGCAGCGGCGGCGGUGGAGGAGCCGAGGGUGGUGCUAAUGGUGGUGGUGGCGGAGGUGGUGGCUUCGCCGCUUUGCUAUCUGUGGGCUACCGACCCGCCUCCUCACCUCAGCACAGCACUGGCAGUGCCGGUAGCCGCGGUGGUGGCGGGGGCCUUGACUCCCCGGCGCCUUCCUCACCUGCCUCAACCGCAUCCGCUGCAACCACCGCAACCACCACAGCAACCACCACCGCCGGGGUAGGACAUCACCACCCUCAUCCGCUCCCCUUCUCACCUUCCUCCUCGCCUCCGCUGCUGUUCAGCCGGGGAGGAGACAGCCUAUCAGCAGCUGCUAAAGGCGAGGGGUACGGGGAGGAGGAUGAGGAGGAGGGCGAGGGCGGGGAGGAGGGCCGCCAGCCGCCGGCGUCGCCCUGGCUGUGUGUGACAACGUUGGAGUUUGGGAGCGAGCUGGAUGCGGGCAGGUUGGUUGCGUUGUUGGAGGAGGUACGGCGGUGGUAUGAGGAGCGGCGGCGGCAGAGCAGCGGAUGCAGGAUGAUUGGGUUCUAGUACAGUGGUGGUUUAGUAUGAUGGUCUAGUAACGUGAUGGGAUGAGGGAUGCGGUGCUGGCUGCUGAUUACUGGUACUGGGGUGCGUGUGUUAGGCAUGAGUGAGGUGUUGGGGUGUGAGAAGGCAUAAGAACUGUGCUUGCCUGCGUGUGUGUGUUUUGUGUCUUAGGUUUGCGUUGCUCCUCGAUCCUUCCGUUGUGCCGCGAGGGAAUAUGCGAGUGGGAGCUGAUCCAGAGCAUGGAAGCGUGAGAGGUGCGUGUGUGCGUUCUCAGGUUGGCCAGGAGUUGCGUGACGUACAGGCUUGCUGGUGGGGGUUGUGCUCAGUUGCAUUGGGCGGUUGAAUGUGUUGCACCUGCACAGCUGUGUGUGGAGGGCAUAAGCAUGUGGACUUCCAAGCAAGUGGUGGUGGUGGUGCAGGUCAUGACACGAAAGGAACCCGUACUCGUGAGGGGCUGCCAGUGAGGGGCUAUCCGCAGGGGGUUCGGUGGGCAGUUGAAGGCUGUUAACGUUUAGGAAAGUGGGCAGCUAGAGCCGCCCGUAAGCAUCCAUGACCCAUGGGUCAAUACUGCUAUGGCGCUUGUGUUGAGUGUCCGUAGUGCAUAAUAGGACGUAGCAAAGAGAUUGUUUGGCAUGCGGCAACUGUCAUAAGCUGUGUUGGACGUCUUUCUGACCGUGCACUGUUCCGUGUGUAGCUGAUAAUGCAGCAAGCAAUGCUGGGCGAUGUUUGUGCCAGGCAUGUUAAACAGAAUGAACACUCAGAUUAAUCAAGACGUGUGUGCUCAUUUGCUUCUUCAUUGCCUGAAGGUAGCAGACGCGUGUGAUGCAUAUUGCUUGCAACAGAACUAGGUAGGCGGAGUGUGGUUUAGGUAGGUUAGGUAUGAUGCUCAUGACCACCGGUACAGCGGACUAGAUGCGCAGGUACGCAGGAAGAGGUGACAGUGCCUAGCGCUGCCUGAUGGCUCAUGCCUUUCACCAAUUUCACUAUCGUUGUUGUUGACUGUGCUUUGGUUGUGGCUCGUUGUGUUCGUUACCUUUUGAGUGAAGGACUCUCCUUUCAUCUCUUUUCCAUUUGAGUGAAGUUUGUCCGUGUGUGAGCAAUACGGUUAGCCGUGACUCUGCAGUGCAUUUCUGCUCUUAGCUAUAGCGCUGGGGUGGGGUCAGGUCAGGUCAGGUCAGGUACGGAGCAGAUGCUAGGCUUUCUCGGUGUGACGUCAACAACAUGGGGAAGCACGGUCAGACAUCGUUGCGUUCGGCCCAACCAUAGGACCUAUAGCCUCCUGCAAGCUCCACACAUAUGUAAGCGCAGACAUCUCAGAUAGACAAGACUCUACUGAACAACCCAUUUCACUUUGUAGCCCAAGUCUUCCGUUCACCACCUACCUCUUUUAAGAC